AUGCAGUUGAAACUACCAUUCAUCUAUGCAAAGAUUGCCCUUUUACAAAGUUGCCCUGAGGCUUUGGGUAGUGACUUAGUAGGAUGGUUGAAGAUCUGUGUUCAGAGUUUGUCGCAGACUAAUCUGGGGGAGUUGCUUUACUUGUUGUGGGGAGCUUGGAAAGAACGCAACAACAGGGUUUGGGAUGAGAAAAGUUGUCAGCCUUGGGAUGUGUUUCUCAAGACUUCUACAAGGUUGCGGGAUUUUGAUCUUCAUAAUCAACCUUCUGUGAAACUAAAUAGCAGAUCACGAUUGGAGCAAUGGAAAGCCCCAGCUUUUGGAUUGUAUAAGAUUAAUGUGGGUGGUAGUUUUAACCAUGUCACAAGAAAGGGUAGUUGUGGUUUUGUGGUAAGGGAUAGCACUGGUACAAUGAUUGCAGCAGGAGGGAAGCCUCUGUUUGGGUUGCUAUCGGCAGAACAUGCUGAAGCAAUGGCUUGUGGAUUUGCUUUUGGUGUUGCGUUGGAACAAAAUUUGGUGCCAGCAAUAGUGGAAACUAAUUCUCUUCUUGUACAACAAUAG
Rosa rugosa (rugosa rose) is the source of this 558-nucleotide messenger RNA. RefSeq lists its product as uncharacterized. Gene Ontology annotation, molecular function: nucleic acid binding; RNA-DNA hybrid ribonuclease activity. The record is from RefSeq and is a predicted model, not a curated record. Lineage: Eukaryota; Viridiplantae; Streptophyta; Magnoliopsida; Rosales; Rosaceae. The coding region runs from base 1 to 558 and encodes 185 amino acids. The transcript is spliced from 2 exons.